Molecule: messenger RNA, 735 nt
Organism: Monoraphidium neglectum
Lineage: Eukaryota; Viridiplantae; Chlorophyta; Chlorophyceae; Sphaeropleales; Selenastraceae
Exons: 3
Coding region: 1-735 (244 amino acids)
Molecular function (GO): protein binding
Source: RefSeq, a predicted model, not a curated record
AUGUACGAGGCCUCGGCGCGCGCACGCGUCGGGGACGUGCCGUAUUUUGGCGGCCUCGCGCCGGCGGAGCUCGAAUUCCUAGUCACUGCCAAGGACGAGGACGGCCGCACGCUGCUGCACACGGCAGCCGCCAACGGCCAUUUGCAGCUGCUGCAGCUGCUCGCCAACGCGGGCGCCGGCAAGGUCGCUAACAAGCAGGACGACGAGGGCUGGGCGCCCCUGCACUCUGCGGCCAGCGCCGGCUACGAGGCCAUCGUCGCCGCGCUGCUGUCGCUGGGCGCGACGGCAGACGCGGUCAACAGCAGCGGCCAGACGGCACUCCAUUACGCGGUGCGCCCGCCCGCCCCGCGCGACGCCCUCCAGGGCCCCGCGAGCAAGGGCCACACAGGCAUCGUGCGGCUGCUGCUCUCCGCCGGCAGCAAGGUCGACCCCAGGGACGGCACCGGCUCCACGCCGCUGCACCGCGCGGCAGCUACCGGCCGGCUCGAGGCGGCGCGCGUGCUGGUGGAGGAGGGCCGCGCGCGCAUCGACGCGCACGACAAGGCCGGCGCGACGCCGCUGCUGGUGGCGGUCGCGUGCCAGCAGGCCAACGCGGCGGUGUACCUGGCGUCGCGCGGCGCGUCCCUGGCGGCGGCGAACAAGAACGGGGAGACGCCGCUAGCGCUGGCGGGGGCGCUCGCGCCCGCGCUGCAGCAGGCCGCGGGCGGCGGCGGCGGCGCGGACAUGGAGAUGUGA